Penicillium angulare is the source of this 960-nucleotide messenger RNA. RefSeq lists its product as uncharacterized. The record is from RefSeq and is a predicted model, not a curated record. The transcript is spliced from 2 exons. Lineage: Eukaryota; Fungi; Ascomycota; Eurotiomycetes; Eurotiales; Aspergillaceae. Bases 1 to 960 code for a protein of 319 amino acids. Gene Ontology annotation, molecular function: ATP binding; protein kinase activity. Gene Ontology annotation, biological process: protein phosphorylation.
AUGCCGAAUACUUCUCUUACUCCUCCUGAACUAGAAUUGAAGGUGUACUGUGAAGACGAGGACUUCAGAGCGCAGGGGAAGCUGGAGCCUAACAGACGCUCUCAGACCUUGAUUUACCACCUACGCGAAGAGAAGUGGUGGAUCAAAGUCACAUUGAAAGGAUCCAUCUCUUUUUUUUCUUGCAGUACCCAGCCAGGGCACAUCAGAUCAAAACGCGAACGACGAAAUGAGUUUCAGGACUUUAUCACAAUGAUCAAUUUUCAAUCACUGGUUCUUUUGGAUGACACCGUGACUGAACUUAUUCUGAAUGAAGAUGCAGAGACAGCCAAUGCUACUUACAUGUAUCUCGAGCUAAAAGAUACCAAUGAGCCUAAAAGUCUCUUCAAAAAUAUACGAUACUCUAUUCGGGAGGAUCCUUUGCGCGAGAUCGAAGUAGCCGACGGCGUGUUCCGUGUUUUCCAUAAAGGCGAUGAAACGCCAUAUAUUCUGAAGGUGGUCAAUCGUCCAUUCUACCAUCCACGAGAUACGGAGGUUAUCCAAGAAGAGUUGGAGAACCUUGAGCAUUUUAGAGGUGUAAGAGGCCUAGUUCAGCCUGCUGGCAUUGCAGUAUUCAGCAACCCAUACGCAACCUCCCAGGAAGGGAAUCAACAUAUGGUCAUUAAAGGUAUCCUGUUAGAGUAUUAUAGCGGUGGCUCCCUACAAUGUGUCCUGGAAGAACAGCGUGUCACUGAUUUCGGCUGGGAACGUUGGGCUGUUCAAAUUGGGAAUGCUUUGGAUACUAUUCAUCGCGUGAAGAAAACUCAGAUGGACUUGAAGCCAUCAAAUAUUUUUCUAGACAAAGAUGGCAAUGCGGUUCUCAUUGGUAUUAGCGGCAUCGGUGGAAUAACGCAUAAAUGGCAGGCUCCAGAAAUACGGGAUGAAAUAUCACCUUUGAUCUUCCAUUUCAAACACGCCGAUUGA